AUGCUGCUUUGCGGUGCUUUAUGUUCUGCGUUGUCGGUUUCAUUCGGUGCGAUCGUACAAGUCGUUAUCUUUCUUCUACAGAAUUCAAACGUCUUCUUGAGAGUGCAAGCCUCCCUUCCGCCGGGAGCUGAGGACGAAAUCAUCGUGAUCGAGCAUCUGCCAGGGCGUCGAGUUCAUCUUCAAGAUUUCUUUUGGACCGAUUCGGAAGACGCCCCGUCAUGGGUAGAUUUGAACCAAGCCUUUCACGAAAGUAGAACGAUUCAUCACACAGUCACGCUCUAUUUGCCUGUAGAAGAAAAGGACGAUAAUGAUCCCAAGUUUCCUCAUCAUUCUGAAUCCCAUACUCCAAAAUGUACUAGUUGUAUCGAACCAACACCCACGCUGAAUGACAGCGAGGAUGAAAAUAUUGGUGUUCUUAUCGGGGAAGAUCCUGGACCAAGGUACUGGUUGCUAACAGUUCUUCGCUCUGGAGAAACUAUGCCUCCUAAAAUUGAAUUGAGAUUAGCUCGCUUAUAUCGAACUGCAUUCUCAAGGCAUCAGAAACGCCAUCUUGGUCUUUUACAGACGGAUUCACAAUUUCAAAGAGCUACGGACAAACGACUGUUCAUCAAAACCAAGAUUUCCUCAGACAAUCAUCCUCUGUCAAGAAAACAGUUAUCGAAUAACAUCGAAGAUGAAAGAGGAAGUAAACGAUUCGAAUUACGUUUACAUAAUUACACUGCGGAGGAAACUGUUCAAGUUAGAAUGCAAAACACAAGCGUGACGGAAAGUGGUGCCACAAGAUUGAUUUACUCCGUUCACCUAGGUGGAAAACCCGUACCUGCUGAAAUAGCUGCCAGAGAUAUGGCUCUUUUAUCGCCUCAGGAAGUUGCGCUAGAACUUGGUGCGCCUGUUCUUGUUCAAAGUGAACCGUACUUAAAAGAAUCUCGACCACUGGCACUUUCGAGAAAAAGAGAUGCAUGGCUGCUGGUUGGGGCAGCAAGCGCUGGCUUUGUUCUUUUAGCUUUCGUGCUUGCGGGAUUAAUUUUCACAGCGAGAAAAAAGAGGUCACACAGUACGGUAACACCACCACCGCAUCGUAAUAUUGUAAAAAAGAAACAAUAUUACGUAUCAGCAUUAACCGGUCCGGAUAAUACUGCUUUCUCAACAUCAGAAAUGGAAAUUAAGACUGACGAUAGCGAGAAACAGACUUCUGAAAGCAUGCCGAGGACUCCGGUUAAUCCAGAAAUUCUCAACAGCCUUGACGAAGAAAUUCACAAGGCUCUGAGCGACAAAGAUGACGAAGAACAAAUGGAAAAGACAAGAACAUCGCGUCUUUGGGAGCGCUCUUUAAAGAAGAGAAGAUUAACACACGAAAGAAUGUCAAGGACAAAUGCAAUCAAUGUAUCUAGAGCAUCGGACUCGGUGGAUAUGGUAGAUGAUAAUUUAGAAAUGCUGGAAUCUUUGGAGAACAAUUACACAAAACAAGAAGGGGAUAUAGAAGAAGCUACUGCUUCGCCGCAUUCUUAUCUUUCUAUGCCAUCUUGUAAACAAUUUCCAAAGUUGAAAGGCGUCGAACCUCUGUCUAGAGUUUUGGAACCAGUUAUGGUGAAACAUUUAGAUAUAGAUUCGCCAGAAUUAGUCAGACGAGACAAUAAUGACAUUGAUACGUACAGGAAUGAAAUCAACGACAAAAUUUUUUUGAGAACUUCAAGUACGAUCAAAGAUCCUGGAGUCGUUGGUCCUGUAGUUUGGAAUCUUCGAAGACAAAUAAUGUCUACGGAAGAUAUUGGUACAUCAGAAACCGAUGAAUUAACUUGCAUGGCAUCAGCGAGCUCUGUUGGCCGAGCUAAACGAAGACUAAACGAGCUCUUGGAAGAUUCCUUCAGCCUGUUUGGAAGCAGAGAUCAGAAAUUGGAGGUCCAACCUUGCACGCAGCGACCAAAUUCAGCCACAUGCGCGGCGGACGUCCUCACGGUUUUUUCAAAGACCAAAGGAAGACCUUCCCAUAUUAGUUCUGUGUCUUCGCCAAUGAUGGAAACGAAGUCAAGACUUGCUACGUCAUCGCCACAAAAAGACUUUGAAGGAAGCAUCGGAGAAAAUAGACAUUCAGUACCUACUCAAUCUCAUAGUAGUUGGGGAACAAGACCGUUCAGUGCUGGCCCAUUUCAUAGACCCAAUCUACCAUACAUAAAUACAAGACGCAUACUUUUAGAGUGUCAACUUCCACCGGAAGAUCCCGCAGUACCAUUAAUCGUUUCGAUUAAAAAAGAACUUAAAAAGUUUUCCUUGCAAUAAAUAAUACAUGGAAAUGGGGAAAAAGACUAAAUAUGAUAAUAUUCAUACAGUGGAUGAAAGAAAUAUUUUAAAACAAUAAUUUAAAUCAUAUUUAGAAUGAUGUGUAAAUAUAUCACAGAUUUUUAUAUGUACGGUAUCAAUUUUAUACGUAUAGUUACAUAGAACUCAUUCGCU
Colletes gigas is the source of this 2451-nucleotide messenger RNA. RefSeq lists its product as uncharacterized. The transcript is spliced from 10 exons. The record is from RefSeq and is a predicted model, not a curated record. Bases 1 to 2277 code for a protein of 758 amino acids. Lineage: Eukaryota; Metazoa; Arthropoda; Insecta; Hymenoptera; Colletidae.